CGUCUUGUCAAGAGUGCGAAUGUCAAUGAAACAAAGCUGAGAAAAAUGUGCCGUAGUAAUGCGACGUUUAUCGUGUUUUCGUUAUUUCUGAUAUUCUUCUGCGACACGACGUCAUCAGAAUGCAUACAGAAGGCACCUUGCAUUUGCUCGUUAUCGGACGGCUACUAUUACAAUUUGACCGCCCUCGCUGACGAAAAGCCAUUCUCUGCUAAUAACAUUAAUUGGACAGUCUAUUUUCAUCCAUGCACAAAUGUAAAUAUGACGGUAGAUAGCAACGCAAAAUGUCCUAAGGAAAAUAUAUCACUAUGUAUGGUACCCAGCAGCAAUAACACUAAAAUACUAACUGGAACAGCAGAAGAAACAAAAAUGAAAUUGUCGUAUAAUGGCAAAUUUCCAAUUUUUGAAAUACAUCAUAAUGACACUAAAAUGAUAAUAAACAUUGUGUGCUUUAAGGGAGAUAAAACCAAUUUUGUACUUGAAUCUGAUCCAAUUCCUGCUAAUAAUAAAACAUAUUCUUUUCAGCUGACUUCGCCAUACGGGUGUAGGUUACAUCAAGAAAUGGGAUUAUCUACGGGUUCUCUUUUAGUUAUUUUGUUCUUUGUCAGCGUUGGUGUAUAUUUCAUUGGUGGUAUCAUAGUGCUGAAAGCAUUGAGGGGAGCUACAGGCUGGGAGAUGGUGCCUAAUCACGAUUUCUGGUGUAAACUUCCUUCGCUAGUCAGAGACGGCGUCGUCUAUACCUUCAACUGUUGUCGAGCGGACAGUUAUGAGAGAAUAUAAUAUGUUUUUGUUAAACCGAUCCGAUUUCAUAUUUAUUAAG
Messenger RNA from Cyphomyrmex costatus, 817 nucleotides. RefSeq lists its product as uncharacterized. The transcript is spliced from 5 exons. Bases 46 to 777 code for a protein of 243 amino acids. NCBI's taxonomy places the organism in Eukaryota, Metazoa, Arthropoda, Insecta, Hymenoptera, Formicidae. The record is from RefSeq and is a predicted model, not a curated record. Gene Ontology annotation, cellular component: trans-Golgi network.